AUGUCUGUCCUCGAUCAUAAUGAAGACCUUUGUUCAAGUCCUCGUGUAGCAAAUUCAUUAGUCUUAAUAAGCAAAAGAAAUCUACAGAAUGAGGAUGAUGAAUUCUUGACAAAUUUUAAAACUAAGCAAUCUCAAUUUCAUAUGCUUGAAAAAAUAAAGAUUUCCAACGAUCCAAGUGAGUAGAGUAUCCUCUCAUAAGAUGAUUCUGAUGAGUUUGAAAACAAAUAAGGCUUUAAAAACCGGAUUUGGAAAGAAAGAGCACUCAACAUAAUAGUUCUUGUAGCCAGGUUUGUUACGUACUUAUUAACUAAUUCUGAUAAAUUUAAACUCAGAUAUCUAGAUCAUAGACAAUUCAAAGUAAUUGGGGAUUAAGCAGCUGAUUUUAAUUUCUAUUUAACCCACAAACUAAUAAGAGCCAGAGAAAAAGGAGGAUCAUGGCAAUUAUUCCAAACAAAACUAAAAGUAUAUAUGAGUUUCUUGAGCGUAUUCUCUUCUGUUAUUAAGCCAAUAAAACCAGAUAAUGUACUAAAAUUAUAAUGGGAUGUUGUAGUAUUUUUAAUUCUGUUGAUCAACAUAUUUUACAUACCACUUAAGAUCUCUUUUGAUAUAACGGUGGUGGAUGGUGUUGAUAUAUUCCUUGACACUUUGCCUUAGUAUGUGUUUUUGUUUGAAAUUUUGUUGAACUUUAAUGUUGCCUAUUAUUCCAGAGGAGUGCUUGUUUUGAAUCGAGGAUAAAUAUUUAAGCAUUACCUAAAAGGAAAAUUUAUUUUGGACUUCAUAGUGAUAAUCCCCUUUAUGAUUGGUAGAUAAAAUAUUCCAUACAUAGAAUUUGUGCUAUUAUUUAGAGUAUCAAGAGUUAUGCAUAUUUUUGAAAAUAUCGUUGAAACACUUAAUCUAAGAGUUAAUUUUGCCUCGACAGUUGAUAUUAUUUCUCUAAUGUCGACAUUUUUGUUUGCAUCUCAUGUCAUAGCUUGCUUUUGGCAUUUUAUUGCAAUUUAAGAAAUGGAAUUUGAAAAUAAUACUUGGAUACAGAGGGCAUAAUUAUAAGACGAUAAUUGGUAAACAAGAUAUAUCACAAGUUUCUAUUGGGCUUGUAUAACAACUUUAACAAUAGGAUAUGGAGACAUAAUUCCAGUAACCUAAUAUGAAAAGGUUUUUGUAAUUUUAGUUACAUUAUUGAGUUCAAUAAUUUUUGGUUACACUAUUUCUAGUAUAGGAGCUAUUUUUGCUUAAAUGAGCGAAAAUAAAAACUAUCUUAGAGAUAGAAUGACAAUGAUAGAUUCAUUCCUAAAAAAACGAGGUUUAAACAAAGAUUUAUAGGUCAAAGUGAAGAAGUUUUUUGAGUAUUAUCUCAAAUAGGAAAGAGAUAUGGAAUCAGAAUGCGAAAAGUUAAUGAUUCAUCUAUCAGGAAAUCUCAAUAAAGAGGUUAAAAUAGACUUUUAUAAGAACAUUUUAUUGAAUUCAAAAUUAAUCAGAUAAAACUUUUCUUAAUAAUUUAUCGAAAAGUUAUGCAUUUUGGUCAAGGAGUAAACCUUUGUACCAGAAGAGAUCAUCUCUAUUGAAGGAUAAAAAGUCGAUCGAAUAUACUUUAUUUUAAAAGGCGAAGUUGAAGCUUAUAUUAGCAACAAUAAAAUUAUUAAAAUAUAUCAGCGAAAUUAAGCUAUCGAUGAAAAGUCAUUUAUUUCUUAACAUCCUGCUUUAUUUUCAACAAGAGCGGUUAAAUUUUAUAAAUUGGCUUACAUUACAUAUGAUGAUCUUUUGGAUCUAUUAAAAUAUAAUCAAAGAGACAGAGAACAUUUCUAUUAUGUAAAACAUUAGAUUGAAUUCAAUGGGAGGGUUAAAUUAGGAGGAUGUGAAUUAUGUCGAUAAAAUCAUACUUUUAUUCGAUGUCCUUUUGUAUUUUAUACUCCUAAUUACCUGAGAUUAUUUAAAAAGAACGAUCAUGGCGAAAAAUAACAAAGAAGAUCUAUAGGUAGAAUAAGAAAGAAUGACAAAAUUCAUAAUAACACUUUUGGACAAUUGAGAAAUUUCUAGGCUUCAGCAUUCAAUUUCUGUGCUUAAAAAGGUUAUUUGAAUGAAUUGGGACCUAAUUCUGAAUUCAUUGUCUCUAAUAAGUUCCAAAUGCAAUAAGAUUCAGAAUAGGAAGGAAGCGACUCAAACUCUUUAUUGGAAUCAGACAAAAGGAUUCGUUCACAGAAUUUAUUGUUAAUUAAAAGGGAAUCAAAACGGAAAGAAUCGGAUCUAUAGAAUAAUAACGAGGACAAAUCAAAUAAGUCAAAAAAAAGGCAAACUAGAACUUCUCUCCAAAAAAACGCUUAAUACAAAACUUGUGGAACGCAAGAAAGAGAUUCCAAUCCAAUCGAUAGAAAAAUUAAAUAAAGUGUUAAAAGAGGAACCGUGAUAAUAAAUUAAAUCAAAAUGGAUUAAGGUGAAAUCAUUGAGGAAGAAUUCAACAUUCUAUAACCAACUCCAUAAUAGCAAGUAUAAUAAUAAAUAACUUAACAGCAAUAAUAAUAGCAAAUGUAAUAAUAAUCAAUUUAACUAUAAUCCUAUUCUUCAUACUAAACAAAAUCUUAUGAUGUAGAUUAAGUAUUGUUAAUAGAAAUAGAAAUUGCUUAAUUAAUGAUUGCCAAAGAAUUUCAAAUAGAUGCAUAAACAGAUAUGGAAUUUUAUGAUACAGGAUUUAAUUUAGAAUCAGUUGUGGCCAAAUUGAAGAAGAUAAAGAAAAUACCAAUAAAAUUAAAAAAAAGAAAAAUUAAGAAGGUAGCUUCUUAGUCUAUUCGGCAUAUUAGUCAAACAAGAUCUUGA
Messenger RNA from Paramecium tetraurelia, 2808 nucleotides. RefSeq lists its product as uncharacterized. The transcript is spliced from 6 exons. Gene Ontology annotation, molecular function: voltage-gated potassium channel activity. The record is from RefSeq and is a predicted model, not a curated record. Gene Ontology annotation, biological process: regulation of membrane potential; potassium ion transmembrane transport. Gene Ontology annotation, cellular component: membrane. NCBI's taxonomy places the organism in Eukaryota, Ciliophora, Oligohymenophorea, Peniculida, Parameciidae.